CAUGGGCACGCACACGAGACAGAUAAGUGUGUGUGUGUGUAGCAUACUUCGAAGGUCCACGUGGUCGUGCAUCACAGUAGUGGCAACAGUCUUCCCCCGAUCGUCGUUCAAGUGUGUAUGAACGUCGGUCGACAUCUACGCUGGCCGCCGCCGAGAGAAGAGUAGCCGAGAAAAACGCAAAACAAGAAAACAAGCCGGGACAAGUUCGCUUUCGUUCGUGGAUCCGCAUGAGUCUCGCUGACCGCAACGAGCAGCUCUGCUCUUCGCCGGUUGCAUCCUUGCUGCGGAAGCGCGGUUUGUCCGAUCCAUUAUUUCGGAGUAAAAACAGAAUGUGCUCCGAAAAGGCUCGCGAACACUUCGGGGAUCGCUGAUCGCGAUUUACGCUGCGCGAUCGCGAUUUUUCGUGCGAUUUAUAUAUUAGUCUAUCGAGAUCGCAUAGAUCGAUGAGGACAAAUCAUUCAUAUAUACGCGCAGUGCUCGUUUAGUUUUUAUAGACACAUUACAUUUUUAUGUACUUAUAGACGUGUGCGGAGAUAAGGUGACUAAUUGCUUCGAAGCCGUUCUCAGCUCUGUCCUCAGCAAAAAAAUGAGGAUCGAUCAGCUUGGACUUCUUCUUUGGAAGAAUUAUAUCGUUCGGAAGCGACAACCAGGAAUUUUAGCCUUGAUAUUUCUCUGGCCAGUAGUGGUUUUCAUGAUUCUUUAUACGGUGCGUGAUAAUGUCGAUCCGGAAUAUUACCCGACAUGUCAAUUUCCCGCAAGGUCGAUGCCGCAGGAUGGGCUUCUGCCUUUCGUGCAGAAUUAUAUAUGUAGCGUUGGAAGUCCCUGUGAUCCGUUGUCGGAAUACGAGCAAGUGCCAUCGUACAAAAAUGCCACUUUAAGUCCCUUAAUCGUGGAAUUACAACCGAUGCUCAAUAAUAAGACUAUUAUCUCCGCCGUGGAAACAUUGCCGCAGAGUAUCCAAUUGUUGAAAUCAAUGGCAGAGAUUCUCACCAAGCCGGAAAUCAAGGCGCUUUUCGAUAAGGGAAUCCGUUUGGGCGACUUGUUCAACAAUCACGAGGAAAUUAAGAAUUUAUUAAAAUCUCAAAUGCCGGGGGCCAGAGAGGGUUUGAUCGACGGUUUAUUCGAAUCAUCCGUGAAAUUAAUAUACUUGAUCAAAACUUUCGGUUCAUCUGACAUCAACGGUGUCGUUUGCUCCGCGGAAAAUCUGAAGAAAUAUUUGAUUCUACCUAAAGAGGAGGACUUUGCAGAGAUUUCGAAUGUUCUCUGCAACAUCGACUCGAAAGCGAUCCCCGACAUUUUAGAGAAUCUUUCGAAGCAUCUGAACUUCACUGGCUUGCUGGCGAUGGUCGAUCGCGCAAUGGCGAAAUUUCGCGAUUACAAUUUUUUCCAGGAUUUGAAGCGAGCGAUAGAAACUAUCCUCGACCUGAAGAUUACUAAGAAAUACAUACCCGAGUACUUGAAACUACGUGAAUGGCUGCCGAAAGUAAUUUUGGUCUUCCAAAAUGUUACUUUCAAGGAAAUCGACCUGGAGUUUAUUAAUAAAGCCAUCGCGGUUUUGGAUCCUGUAUUUGCAUACGAACGUGAUUGGCCGGUCGCUCGAAGUGGAUUUCUGAAAUUAAACAGACUUCUAAAGAUGGUGAAAGAAGUUGUGAAGGACCGCAAGCCCAAUUCCACUGACGCUGAUGAUUUCUUCAGUGUGAUAGACCGCUUGGGAGGAACGAUAAAGACAUUCUCCUCGAAUUCAGAUAAUUAUGACAAUAUCACGCAGAUAUUAGAUUUGUCUUUCCUGAUCUUGCAGGAUGGUAUAAAACUUACCAAUAAAAUACUUGAUCGUCACGUGGAUGAUUUUGAAUUAGCUGCUAACAUUUUCGAUGGACUCAGAAAUUUCUUUUCCAAAAACUUAGUAAAUUCAGUGACAUAUUUUAUGUCGCUGAUAGAUAAUAUCGUCCAAAUGUCUCAUCAUGUCGCUAUUCUUCACGAGGAUACCUUGAGAAGAUUAUAUGAGAUUUCCAAAAAGCAUCAAAAUUUGGUCCAAAAAAUGCUGAUAAAUUUGGAGCCUAUUGUAUAUAAAAGGAUUAUUCAUUCCUUUUCACGAUUAGAUCUUGUAGAGCAUCUUGUAGAAGAUUCAAAAGAAAUAAAACCCCAGGAAGUAUUUUGUCGAAAAGACACAAUGAACGAGAUAUUCGAUAAUUACGUUGAUUUUAAGGAUAAAUCCAACGAAAUUGAUGAAUUAUUCUGCAGCGAUGACGGAAAAAAAUUGAUCACCGAUGUCUAUAACAGUUUCGAAUUUGACAAAUUUGGAAAUAUUGUGAGUAAAACUUUAUCGACCAUGGUUAGUAUGGCGUUCACGCGACCAGUCAGGAUCGAAAAUUCAAACUUAACGUCCGUUGUGACAAAUAUAAAAAAAUUUGUAACUUAUCUGGACACGCGGAAAGUAAGUUACUUGAAUUGGACCAUUUUUCAAACAAGUGACGAAUGGGUAAAAAUUUUCAAAGAGGCGCAACCUCAAGCAAGAUUGGAUAUAUUGGGAAUUCAUCUAAGCAUAGCGAAAAUGCUGGGUUCCAAUAGUUUAUCCUACAUGUCAAUCAAACCGGAUUUGGAAAAUAUGGACUUUUUAGCUGGAAUGAUUCUGGAAGAUCUACGAACUAAUCCUACUAGCUGGAUCGAGAAGGUACGCCAUCAUCAAGCGGAGUUGAUCGAAUCGUUUUAUCUUACCGUCACGGAUAAAGAAAAGACAUUACAGAUCUUGGAAUAUUCGAAUUUCACGAGAACGUAUUGCACGGAUCCGAACCCGCCGGUUUUGUUAAAUUUUCCUAAGGAAUCGAACAGCACGAUUCUGAAGGAGCUGGUGUGCUAUCUAUCCAAAUCGGUGCAAACAGAUCUGGAAUUGAACGUGACCAACAUCGAAAUCGAGGAAGCCACAUAUAAGCAGAAGGAAUUUAAUUGGACCGCCUUCAACGAGAAGACAAUCGAGAUUUACCAGUAUAUCGAUACCCUGGUUCAACAGAAAGGUCAACAUUAUGAUUUGAAGAAACUAGAAAAAUUGAAACAGAAUUUCAAAACUUCAUGGACGACGGAGGUAACAGCAAAAGAUGCAUGGGAGAUCAGCGUAGGUUUAAUCUGCAAGCUCUUUAACGUAAUGGAGAGUCCAGUGUUUGGAAUUCAAACCAAAGAAAAUUGGAAGAUUAUCUACGGGCUCGCGUGGGCGACCUCAGUGAUUUUCGACAACAUCGAGAAAAUCGUCGAUCAGAUCCAGAAUAACAAUCACGUAGCGAAGAUUUCCGAUGUUUUGCAGGAAAUGCCCCAAACCGAGACACUUGUCGGUUCGUUCUUGAGAAAUUUAUCCCCGAUCAUCCUUGAUAUAGUUGAUAUGAUAACUUUGAAACCAGUUGCUCUAAUAUCGGUUAUUGAUGAUUAUAAAGAACGUGAGCGAAUGUGGCCUUGCAUCGUAAACGAUAGUGUUGGCGUUGCGUUAGAAUUGAGGAAUGGAAGUCGGGAAGUUGUACGAGAGAUUGAAAAAAUCGGCUGUAGCCCAGCUCUCCUUAUUAAAGAAUGGAAAGAACAACCAGUAUUAAUGAGAGUCCGGAAAAUUUUCGAGCAUGAUGAAAAUGUAGAUUUACCGGCAUUCAAUUGGACUCUGGGCUACACAAAAUUUCGACGAUUGAUUACAAAACUUGAUGAUUUGGUAAACAAUGCUAAAGAUGUCGUUUUGGCGGAAGAACCGAAAUUGGCCAAGUACCUAAAUACACUCGCGGAAGAAGCGGACAGUAUUAUCGAAGAAAGAUUGCCAAGCAUGAAAAGUGAUUGGAGGAAUACCUUGGAUCAUAUCGACCUUGAGAUCGACAAGGCGAUCAAACCUUUUGGUAGUGAGCUUUCUGCAAGUGAAAUUUGGAAGCCAUCAGUUGACGCUACUGAUCGUAUUCUUAUUUCUUUAAAAUAUCUUUCCAAUGUCGUUCACAAAGGUUCACAUAUCGUGACGAACAUAUUGAAUAAUGCUGUAGGAAAAAUCAGCUUAUUAUCCUUGCUAGGAUUUGAUAAUACCUCGCCUAUUAGCAUUUUUCACGAUCAGCUACCUUACAUUCUGUCGACGUUAAUAAAUGGAAUAUCCGAUCCCGUAAUCGACGAUCAAAUUGUUACGGCGCUGAAAAAUAACACUGCAAUCACGUGCACGAUGAUGUUUGAUUGGUUGUCGGACAUUAGAAUCGGUCUGAGCGCCGAGGAUUACAGAAUCUUGAAAAAUUUCACUUGCGAUCUCGAUCCUGAAAACUUCAACGUCUUCACGGAUUUUUAUAUGGCGGAAACGACGAUCUGGAAGAAACCUGUUAGCAAGUAUCGAUCUUACGUAGCUUCAAUGAUCGGCGAUUUGUAUGAUCUUGCGAAAGGCAUCAGUUCCACACUGAAAAACAAAAUAGUCAUCGAGCCGCCCUUCUCGAAGAAAUACUUGAGCCAUAUGUUGCAGACAUUGAGAGAGACACUGGAGAUCAGACAUGAAGAGAGCACUUUUCAUAAGCAAUUGAAUCUAGAUGAAGGAUGGUCGAAUUAUAGAUUAUUGAUAGAGGGACUAUCGGAGGUUUUGAUACACAUUGGCAACGCUUUGAAGAAAGCUGAGAUACAUAAUUUCAAUUUAGAAAUUUGGGAACUGGCGGAGAAUGGCGAUACGCGUCAAAUGUUAAAGAUUCUAGAGGAUUAUCCUGAAGAGACUAUCGCCCUAAUAGCUAGUCUUAGCACGCUAAAUUAUACGACCGGUCAAUUUAUGCCCUUUAAAGAUAUUAGGAGGACUAUGUGUACUCUCCACUUUAAUUCUAAUUACUGGUCUACGCCGAAUAGAACGCGUUUUCUACAGAAAGUGUGUUCGUUCGAUCCUUAUCAGCUAUUGAAGACCGCCACGAGUGACGAAUAUCACGAUAUUGUUACUGGUCGGACAACCACCUUUACGAGAUCAACGUCAUUGACCAUGUCAUUAAUCAAAUUGUUAGACGAUGUUUCGAAUUUCACCGCCGCGUUGCCAGGAGUGAGUCUCAAAUCAAACAUCUUCAAUGUGACGACGUGGCAGAAUCUGUCCAACGAAACUUGGACCUUAAUAAUCAAAUCCGAGAAGUCCUGGAUCCACAACAACCAAAAUUCUUCAUGGUACAGAUUCAACGUGACGUCGAGCUAUCUUGUCGAUUCCAGCGGACUGCUUCAAUUACUGGAAUCCGUGAUCGAUCUCGCGUCAGGCGGUGAUAUCUGGCAGAAACUUCGCGUUAUACACGAGACAUCGAAGCUCAAGCCUCUGUUAACUCUUGUAGAGGACAUGCCUAAUCUCUUAAUCACUGCCGUCGACACCUUCGUCUCGUCCGAAAGGCUGGACGAUUUCAUGCACAAGCUCUUCCUCGGCCAAGUGCAUCCCUGCAACAUUGAUCGAUACUUGAUUCCUCCUAGCUAUAUGAGGAAGAAGAGUUUACUCUCGAGCAUUGCGAAUUUCUGUCAGGAGAUCGUUAUGAACGAUAAGCAUUUGAUAUGGAAAGAUCAAUUGCCUUUUGAGGGAAAGUACAAUGAUAGCUACGUCACGUCCGAUAUGUCUGAAACGGCAAACGAAAUGCGGUUAUUGCAAAGUGUGCAGGGAUUUCAAACCACUUUAAUUCGCGUUUUAUCAGAGGGCUUCGAGCAACUAAAAAUUCCUAUUUGGUGGACUUCGUUCGAACAGGGCACUUUAAAAGAUUUUAACGCGGAAUAUAAGAAAAAGGAUACGAGGGUUCUCGCAGAUUCGAUGGUGAAAAAGUCAAUAAAGAUAUUGAAAAAUUUUCUAGAAACUCAAAUUGAUGCUAAAAAUUGUACGUGGUGCUUCACGCUUCCAAUAGAGAUUUUAAAUUCUCAGUUGGCGUACCACGCUCUCUAUUCAAAACUAUUCUGUCAAAUGAAUCGACUAAAUAUAUCGGAGGUUCACAACAUUUUAAUCAAUGAUUUCAAUUGGAAUAAAACGGGUAACAUGAUCAAGGAUUACAAAUUUUUGAAUAAGAAAAAGACGCUAGAUGAGUUUUUAACUACGUUUGAAACUACUUUACAUUACGUCGCCGAUAUCAUAAUCGAAUUCCAAAAUGAGACAUACCAUGACAGAGUAACCGAGUGCUUUUACAAGUUCGUCGGCGGUCCUACGUAUUCUCGACCAGGAUUAUACAUCUCGCUUCUUUUGAGCGUACUGGACAUGUUGCAAAAGAACGUUUACAUUUUGGACUCGGCGACCAUCCACGAGAAUAUCAACCAUUUGACCAGACUAGCCGAGAAAUACGUACCAAUCUGGCAACCGUUACGCGAUGUCGUGAAGAAGUCUGAUCUCGCUGAUAUCGACGCUGCGUUACCGAACGCCACUAUCAACGUGAACGCGAUACUGAGCGAUCUGAACACGACCUUGUGUCGGACAAAAAUCGACUGCCAGAAUGCAACGAUUUUAUACAAUUUUCUGAGUUCAAAAAGAGCUGGCAAGGUUUUCCGAUACGAUCCGAGGGCGUCCAACUAUCCGUCGAUAUCCGAUAUUUCAAAUCAGUUGGCUCGCAGUCUGGACGUAGACUUCAUAAAUCGGCAGCAGGCCUUCUGGCGCUCCCAGGCCGCCUGGGAUCUCAUCUGGCUCAAGGAGAUCUUGGGUCAUCUAUCCUCGAUCCUCGGAGAAAGCGGGAAUUUGCUGGACGUUGCUAGUAAAAUAGAUUUCGAAGACGUCUCCAACAUACUCGGGAUCCCCGAUCUCGCCGAUGGCAUAGUCAAUAUAUUGAACGAUAAAACGGUCGACAAACUAUUUGAUGGAAUGAAAGAACUCCUCGAGGACGUAACGCCAUUUAUAAACGAUCAGGAAAUAACCGACGAUCUACAUAGCAUGAUCACGGCAUUGGAGUCAAUGGAAAUUUUCAAAAAUUUAGGACUGCUCGAUAUGAAAUAUAUCGUCAAAGAAAUGUUCGACAAUUGGGACUUUGUGAGAACAUUUUUGAUCGAUAGAAUCGGCAUAACUAACGAAAUCGCACUCACCUUAAGUCAGGCCAAGAUAGACAUGAUCUCGAUCUUCAUGAAAGAACGCGGCGUCAUUAGUCUGAAAGAUACCGUUUGUUCACCCGAGAAACUUGGCGAUAUGUUGCACUUCAAUAAUAAUCUCGUAACUGCCGAUGAAGUUAGCUCCGCGCUUUGCCAAUUGGAGGACUCGCAAACGCAAAAUAUUGCUAUCACGUUGAUGAAGAAUUUAAAUUUCGAUUAUAUUUUCAAAAACUUAAUGAGCGCUAAUGUAAAAAAUAUAUUGGCUAAUGCUAAUCUAACCGAAACUGAAGGGAAAGUUAUAUUGGAUAAUCUCGGCGUUGCUGCGGAACUAUUUCCAUUUUUCAAAGACAAGUUAUCGGCAAGUUUUUCCUUCGGAAAUGAUACAGAAGAAAGUAAUACGGAAGAGACGGAAGACACGCUAUCUAAUUCGCAAUUCCUGAAGGAUGCUAGCGAAAUGCUCUGUGGCAAAAUAAUGAUACAAGACAAUAGACAGAUUUAUAAAAUUAUCUCUAAUUUAGAAGACACCAAUAAGGCAUACGAUAAAAAAGAACUCGAUUCUCUGCCAAAUGAUUUCUGCAGAGAGACAUAUAAAACCGUGCUCGGUAUGCCUGGCGGAAAGAUUGUCUGGUCAUACGUUAAGCCUCUGUUACGCGGUCAGAUUCUUUAUGCGCCCGAUACUAUCGCAAUCUCCGAAGUUAUGACGUUGGCGAACGAAACUUUCGUGCAGAUGGAACACUUUAGCGUACUGAUGAAUAGUUUAGAGAAGACUCUCAAGUCUCUGGCUAGUCUCUCAGAGAUGGGCGAUACUUUGAAAGACUUACAAAGUAUAAUGUCCUCUGAUGUCAUGAAAGUUGCUGUCAAAUCGAUGGGUGGUGGUAAUUUUGAAGGUGAUUUUUCUGAGCUCGAUCUCAGCGAGAUUUCGUGGCGGCUGAAAAAAUCAAAAAAAUUAAUUUCGAUGAUUGGCUCGUUGAACGAUAUGAUGGGAUGCGUGCUGGUAAACAGAACGAUAGGAUUUUCUUCGGAAGAGGAACUGGAAGCAGCAGCCAGUCGCUUGACCGACACAAACGAGUUUCUCGCCGGAGUGAUCUUUCUGGAAACUACCUCACAUCGUGCAAAGAAAUCUCUAAAUUACGAAUUACCGGACAAUAUCACUUAUAAAAUUCGCAUGGAUGUAGACUACGUGCCAUCCACUAAACGAUUAAAGAAUCAAUUUUGGAUUCCUGGACCUGAGAGCAGCUUUCUCGAACAUCUCAGGUAUCUUCGCGGUUUUAUUCAACUCCAGGACUCCAUCGAUCGUGCGAUCGUGAAGGUGAAGGCUCAAAGGGAUCUCAAUUGGAAGACACUCACGCAACAAAUGCCAUAUCCGUGUUGGAAAUACGUACCAUUUCAAACAACGCUUUAUGAGUCUCAAGGUAUGCAGGUAUGCUUUUUCUUCGCAUUAAUGAUGUGUGUCGGAUCGGCCGUCAGAUAUAUUGUUUGGGAAAGAGAAUCGCAAAAUUCCAUGGUAAUGAGUGUAAUGGGAUUGAAGCCGUGGCGAAAUACUCUGGCUUGGUUCAUAACGUCUUUCGUAGAGCUGUCGAUCGUAAUGAUCUCCAUUGCUCUAAUUUUACUCGCUGGAAAAAUCCUUCCACGAUCGGAUCCUCUCUUAAUACUUAUUUUACUUUUUGAUUACAUCUUUUCGAUUGUUACCUUUUGCUACAUGAUCUCGACAAUGUUCAGUUCUGCUAGUCUUGCCGCAGUUACCACGGUUGUCAUGUUCCUAUUAACUUAUAUGCCGUAUGUCAUCGUUAUCGCCAUGGAAGCUGUAUUUGGACUUGGAUAUAAACUCUUAAUCUGUUUGAGCAUGUCCACUAGUUUCUGCUACGGAUGUUUGUACGCUGUACGAAAGGAAGUUCAAGGCGUCGGUCUUACUUGGGCACACAUGUGGGAAGAAUCGAGUCCUGGUGAUCCGAUGUCUUUGGGAUUAGUGUUGCUAAUGAUCGCGUUUGAUGGUUGUCUAUACGCCAUGACUGGCUAUCUCAUUGCUAGAUAUAGUAAUUCAGGCAAGGGCUUUCACGGUUUGAGGUGCCGUAGCUUAUGGUGGUCCGGCACACGGUCUCUUUAUGGCAGGCCGAGCUACCUCACCUUCGUCAACAACCUCUAUUUCACUAACGACGUUCUCCAUCCUUCAGCCGCUUACCAAGAUGACGAGAGCGAUAUCAGCAGCUUGACCGUCUCAGAGAAACAAAUCGGUGUAAAAUUCGAGUGUGUCAGAAAAGUUUAUCACACCGAGCAAGGCAAUGUUGUGGCCGUGGAGGACUUUACUUUAAAUCUCUGCGAGGGUGAAGUGACAAGUCUACUUGGCAGAAAUGGCGCAGGAAAGACGACUAUUAUCAAAAUGCUAACAGGUAUGGUGCCUCCGACCAGUGGCGAGAUUCGUUUGAAUGGUGAGGAGGAUUGCAAGCCUGAUAUAGGAGUGUGUCCUCAAGAUAAUGUGCUCAUUGGAACUCUGACGCCGAGAGAGCAUAUGAUUUUUUACUGGAAACUUAAAAAAUCUGGCAGUAAUAACAUUGAAAUGGAGAAAAACGUUAACGAAAUGCUAGCUUCGUUGGAGCUCGGGCGGCAAGAACACGAGCCCGUGUCACGUUUAUCAGGUGGCACACGACGUCGGCUCUGCGUAGCUCUGGCCUUCCUUGGUUCGCCACGAUUAGUGAUUCUGGACGAGCCUGGGGCCGGUGUGGAUCCCGCGGCUAGACGACGGAUCUGGCGAUUGAUCGACCAACACAGAAUCGGUAGGACCGUGCUCCUCUCGACACAUCAUCUGGACGAGGCCGACAUGCUAAGCGACACUGUCGUGGUGAUGCACAAAGGGAAGAUCUUGUGCACCGGUUCGCCACUGUCCUUGAAAAUGACGUACGGCAGAGGAUACAGAUUAAACGUAUCCUUUCCGACCGAUCAUUACGCCAACGGAGAAGCGGGAAUAGGCGGGAUAGGAGAGACGAUCGACAAAAAGAACUUGAAGGCUCUUCACACAAUCAUCGAGGAAGUUAUACCAAACGCCACGAUAAAUGAAAUCUCAGAAUCGGAGGUCAUCGUUACGUUACCUUUUCAGGGAAAGAAUGGCAUAAAUAACGACAUCGCGCAAGCGGCGAAAUUGCUGGAAGACAAUCGUAAGCUCUUGGGAUUCUCGCACUUCUCAUUGGAGUGCGACACUUUGGAAAGAGUCUUCUUGGAUCUUUGCGCGCGUGCAGACAACAAAUCGAGCAUUAUCAAAGCGAAUGAAGAUAGCGUUGCCGUAAUAGAACACAUUGAAAUUCCCAUGUCGAAUGAUGAAAUCGAUUUAAGUUCUACGGAGAUAAUAAUGAAGCCCUCGCCGAUCCGACAAAUGAAGGCCAUGAUAAAGAAGAGACUAUGGCAUUUCGCGAGAGACUGGAGAGCACCGUUGGCAGCGCUCAUUUUACCGACUAUGUUCGUCGCAGUCGCUAUGGGAUUUUCUCUAAUACGGCCACCAUCUGAGGACGAAUCAGCUCUGGUUCUGACUCCCAAACUUUAUGACGCUCAUCCGACUUACUUUUACAAUAUUGAUGACAGUAACGAUCCGUUCCUACAACAUGUAUCAAUGCAGCUGCACGAUCGUUUCGGGGAUGACUACGCGGGCGCAUGGCAAACUUUACCCAACGAUACCGGAACCUGCGAAUGUUUGGAUGGUCAACAAUCCUGUCGGGGUGUUUCUAAAGCCGUCGAAGGUCUUCUUCAGACUUUACCUGGUAGACCUACUUUGGACUGGAUCGUUUCGACGCAUCAAGAAUAUAUAGAAAAACGAUACGGCGGUUGGUCUCUAUCACACGACAAAGAAGAUCCUCUUUUUGUCGUUUGGUACAAUAACAAGGGCCACCACUCGUUGCCGUCGUACCUGAACGCUCUCAAUGAGGCAAUCCUGCGAGCAUCCGGGGUGCAAGGACAUUUAACUACACUCAAUCAUCCCUUGAAGCUAUCGAGCGAUCAGCUGAAUCGAACUACUUUGUUGCAACAUGUGGCGGAUGUCGGUGUGGCGCUAGUACUUUUGAUAGCGUUCAGUUUAGUUGGAGCUCAGGGUGCGAAGGAGUUAGUGAGAGAACGAUUAUCCGAGGAGAAGAGAAUACUCUAUUUAGCUGGAGUUCAUCCUAUUACAUAUUGGACGACAGUUUUAAUUUGGGAUUUCAUAGUAUUUGGCUGUGCUAUUUGCUUGGCGGUAGCUGUUUUCGAAAUUUUCGGUUUAUCGGCUUAUGUUGCAAAAGAUAAUCUUCCCGGUGUCUGCCUUUUAUUAUUUUUAUUCGCAUGGGCGGCAAUACCGUUUUCGCAUCUGGCCGAGAAAGCGUUCGACGACUCGAGCCUGUCCAACAUGGUGCUUUUCUGCGUAAAUACUUUCAUAGGUGUGGCUUCUCUAGCGACAAUCUUAGUACUCGACAUUCUCGGUAAAACUAAAACAGCCGAAGACGUGAGAAAUACCCUGCAUUACAUCCUGAUGAUCUUCCCGCAAUAUACUCUCGGCGACGCGUUAGUCGAGAUAUCGAAGAACGAUAUCACCUCCGAAUUGCUGCAGAGAUUUCACAUGGACACUUACAAGUCACCGCUCGGCUGGGAUCUUCUCGGUCUCCAUUACGUUUUCCUGACUGUAAUCGGCGCGAUUCUGUUCGCGUUGAAUCUGGCGAUCGAAUGUCGCGUCUUGCCCGAUUUGAGAAAACAGAAGAUCGGUUACGAGGUCGUGCAAGAGGACGAUGAUGUUGCCAGGGAGAGACUGAGAGUCGAGGUCGGAAUGGUCGACGAUACCUUGAAGACCGUGAAGCUGAGGAAGGAAUAUAGGAGCGUAUACGGGACAAAUGUCGCGGUGCAAAAUUUAAGUUUUGGCGUACAAGCCGGAAAAUGCUUCGGCCUCCUGGGGGUGAAUGGGGCGGGAAAAAGCACGACGUUUAAAAUGCUGACAACGGAAAUCAUUCCUACGGCCGGGAAGAUUAUUCUUAGGGGAAGUGAGAUUGGCGCUGGACCUCUGUGCAACGGCGAGGUUGGCUACUGCCCUCAGAGCGAUGCUUUGGAUGGAUUCCUCACUCCCCAUCAGUGUCUGACAAUUCACGGUGAAGUUUGCGGACUGAAUAAUGUUCCUAAGGCUGUCGAGACAAUGCUGAAGAGGUUCGAUCUGCUCAAGUAUGCUCACCGAAGGGUCGAUGGUCUCAGCGGCGGUAACAAAAGGAAGCUGUGCGCCGCUAUAAGUGUCAUGGCACCUGUGGCAAUAGUUCUCAUGGACGAACCCACGAGCGGAAUGGAUCCUGCCACGAAGAAUCUCGUAGCAAAAGCGGUGAAACACGUGACGAAAAAUCAAGGAUGCGUUAUACUGACUUCGCAUAGUGUUGCCGAAUGCGAAAACCUUUGCACGAGAGUAGGAAUCCUCGCCAAAGCCGGUCUCAGGUGUAUAGGAACUCCGCAGCAUUUGAAACACAAAUUCGGCGAAGGAUAUGUUGUCUUCCUGAGAUUCGGCCAACCAGUCUCCGCUACGGAUCUUAGGAAAGCUAUCCUGAAAUAUCUGCCACAGGCGAUGAUCUCUUCUAGGCAGGCAACGGCUGCCCGACUUUUGCUACCACGGAGUCAAGACACGACACUCAGCAUGAGUUUCAGCAUGGUGAAGCUAUUGGUGGAGGAGCUUAAAGCCACGGACUACACACUCACACAAAGCUCGUUGGAUCAGGUUCUGGUAAAUUUCUCGGAGGAAUUGGACGACGAAGGCAUCGACGCGACUAUCUUCGGCCAAGGCAGUAGAAACAGCAUGCCCAACAUGUACUCCAGUAUGGAUACUAUACACAUGGAUACAUUUUGAAUGUGUCGUUUAAUUAGGUCUCAAACUCUCUAGAAAGCUCUCUAAAAGCUCUUGCUAGAUGUAGAUACACACGGAUUUAACUAAAGUUUUACGUUUCACUCUUCAUUCUUCUCUCCUGUUCGUCAGAUGCGCUUCAGCGGCGCGCAUUCUCGUGGCGAUUGCUGUGAUAGUUUGCCUUUACGUUCGACGCCACGACGAAACGCGCGAUUUAUACGAACUUUAUACAAGAAAACGUGCGCCUCGUGUUCGUCACGCGGUUCUCCCGAGACGAGGGAUUUAGAUAUUCAUUUACUUAUAAAACCUAGAUUUGAAUCGAGUUCCUAAAAUGGAUCUUUCUUAGAAAUUCAUGACAAAACAAUUUUACUCGAUUUCAUAUUGAAUAUGUAAAUAUUAUAUUUUUGCGGUAAUCUUGAUUUAGCAAUUAUUUUAGAAUUAUUAAUAUUUUUAGUAGAAUACACAAAAAAAUGUAUGUUUGUUUUUAGAAUUAUAAAAUUAAGAGACAUUUAAAUAGUUUUAGCAGACAAAAAUUUCUCGCUUACGAAUGCUUAUGAUAAGGAUCAAUGCGUGAUUAAUUUAAGGUGAUAUAUUUACUAUGCAGAUUUCAAAGCGAGAUAAGUAUCAGAUAAUUAGUGAGGGUGAUUAAACCAGGGAAUCGAAUUAACUGACAAAUUAUUGCGUAUUUUGUGUUAGCGACGUUUGUUUUAAAUCAAUGAAAAAUAUGGAUAAUUGUGUUAAUUAGAUUUAAGUGAUUUUAUAUCAGUAAUUAUAAUAAUAUCUCAUUAUUAUGAUUAUCUUUACGAUGCUUUUUAUAAGUACAAUACUGACAAACAUCGUUAAUGCAGUACAGAAUUUUACUAUUAAUACAUUACAAUCAAAAUAUUUUAUACAAUCGAUAUGCAAUUACACAUUGAUGAAUAUAUUACGACAAAAUGUACUCGAGAAAUAAUUGUACGUCAUAUUCACAAUUGAAAAGUUUAUUAAAUAAUUAAUAAAAUUUAUUAAAAUUCUGCUUAUACAUAA
Messenger RNA from Formica exsecta, 13846 nucleotides. RefSeq lists its product as uncharacterized. The record is from RefSeq and is a predicted model, not a curated record. Gene Ontology annotation, cellular component: intracellular membrane-bounded organelle; membrane. Gene Ontology annotation, biological process: lipid transport; transmembrane transport. Gene Ontology annotation, molecular function: ATP binding; lipid carrier activity; ABC-type transporter activity. Bases 587 to 12826 code for a protein of 4079 amino acids. Lineage: Eukaryota; Metazoa; Arthropoda; Insecta; Hymenoptera; Formicidae. The transcript is spliced from 51 exons.